UAGCUUGUGGAUCUCACCCUCGCCACGUAUCGAGCAAUGCCCCCAACUUAAACCCAUCCAAACCCCAUAACACAUGUAAAAGAACGCUACCUAUAUUUUAAAGUAAAUUUAUGUCAGAGUUUACUACUUUAUAAAAAAAAAAUAUUGCUAUGAUUAUCACGUUUCUCUUUAAUAAAAGAAAGUGGCCAAAUGCGCGGCAAAAGAAUGCAGGAAAACUGUGACCGAACAAUAACAUUUUCCAAAAACCAUUACACGUCCCGUUUUUUUCUGCCUCACUCCGCCCACAUGCAUAUUGUUAUUUUCUCACUCCACCUUUUAAUUCUUAUUCAAUUUUCCAUAUUUAUUUCACUAACCCUGCCAUAACUUCAACAAAUCGGUUGAUUUUCCCGUUCUUUUUUACAUUCCAAAAUUUAGUGUUCUACAUUCUAAUUUUUAUUCACAUGGCUGUUGUACACAUACUUCUUGCUUUGGUUUUGCUUUCUACAACUUAUGUCUGCUCAUCGUUGGCGGUUCCUUCCUCGGAUGCGGUCUUGAUAGUCGUGGAUCAAUCAGGAAAAGGCGAUUAUCGAACGAUACAAGGAGCGAUUAACGCCGUUGCUUCCAAUAACUCCGAGCUUGUUUACAUCUCAAUUAAACCAGGAAUAUACAGAGAGAAGAUUGUUGUUCCUGCCGAUAAACCGUUCAUAACAUUGAGCGGAACCGCAGGAACCAACACAACCAUAACGUGGAAUGAUGGUGGAGACAUAUUUGAUUGUCCAACAGUAUCUGUAAUGGCUUCCGAUUUUGUUGCGAAAUAUCUUACAAUUCAAAACGAGUUUGGGACGAGGGGGAAAGGUAUCGCGUUGAGGGUAUCAGCGGAUCGUGCUGCGUUUUACGGGUGUCGAAUCUUGUCUUACCAAGACACAUUGCUUGAUGAUUUUGGUAGACAUUAUUACUACAAUUGUUAUAUAGAAGGAGCUACUGAUUUUAUUUGUGGAAAUGCUGCUUCUCUUUUUGAAAGUUGCCAACUAAAUUCACUAGCCAAAAACUUGGGAACAAUAACGGCUCAACAUCGGAAUUCGCCAUCAGAAAACACAGGUUUCGUAUUCUUGGGUUGUAGGAUAACGGGCUUAGCCGGCGGCACUGUUCUUGGAAGGCCGUGGGGUUCGUUUUCUCGAGUUAUAUACGCAAAUACAUACAUGUCUAACGCCAUUUCACCAUACGGAUGGCAUGACUGGGAUGAUCCAAGCAAGGAAAGGACGGUGUACUAUGGUGAAUACAGGUGUUAUGGUCCAGGGGCUAAUAGAUCGAAGAGGGUUAGAUGGUCACGUGAGCUAUCACGUGAUGAGAGUGCACCCUUCUUGAACAAGACCAUAAUUGGAGGGAGAAGUUGGCUAAGACCUACACCAACCCAUUUUAAAACACAUGUGAAAUAGAUUCAUAAGGAUGAUCAAUCAUGUGUUUGGUUUUUGCAUUUAGUGUUUAUCCACAAAAACAUUGAUAUUUUUUAUUCUUUUUCUAGGUAUUUCACUAAUCAAUUAGUAAUUAUUAACUUA
Messenger RNA from Helianthus annuus (common sunflower), 1535 nucleotides. Its product is annotated as putative pectinesterase 11. NCBI's taxonomy places the organism in Eukaryota, Viridiplantae, Streptophyta, Magnoliopsida, Asterales, Asteraceae. Gene Ontology annotation, molecular function: pectinesterase activity. The record is from RefSeq and is a predicted model, not a curated record. Gene Ontology annotation, biological process: cell wall modification. The transcript is spliced from 5 exons. The coding region runs from base 441 to 1415 and encodes 324 amino acids.